AUGAGAGCGAUCACAGUUGCAGUACUUCUUGGAUUGGCACUUUGUGCUACGGCUUACGUUACACCAGGCGAUAAAGUUAAAAUUGCCGACCAUGAUUUUCUAGUCAAACAAAAAGUAAUUUUUGAAAUCUUGCGUUAUGUCGAUCAAUACGAUUAUAAUUCACAAUAUUACAAAGAUGCUAUGGCUUACAAAAUAGAAGAUCAUUAUGACAAGUACACAAAUGUUGACGCUGUCAAGGAAUUCGUUAAAUAUUACAAAUAUGGAUUAAUGGAAAAAGAUGAAAUUUUCUCCAUCAUGUAUGAUGAACAUCGUGACUGGGCUGUAUCUCUAUUCCAUGUUUUCUAUUAUGCAAAAGAUUGGGAAACUUUCUACAAUACAAUGGUAUGGGCUAAAUAUCAUAUUAAUCAAGGUCUUUUCGUAUAUUCAUUAAGCGUUGCUGUUUUGCAUCGUGAUGAUAUGCAUGGUAUGGAAUUACCUGCACCUUAUGAAAUUUAUCCAUACUAUUUCUUCAAUUCUGAAGUAAUUGAGAAAGCUCGCACAUACAGAUUAAAUAAUUUCUAUGGACUUAAACAAGUUGAAAAUAAAUAUGAAGUUAUUAUUCCAAUGAAUUAUACUGGCAGAUAUAUGUACUACAGUGACGAACAAAGUGUUUCAUAUUUCACUGAAGAUAUUGGUUUAAAUACAUACUAUUAUUAUUUCCAUACCGAUUAUCCAUUCUGGAUGGAAGGUGAAGAAUUUGGUUUAAACAAAGAUCGUCGUGGUGAAUUAUACUUGUUCGAACAUCAACAAAUAUUAGCCCGUUAUUAUAUGGAACGUAUUUCAAAUCACUUAGGACGUAUCCCAGAAUUCUCAUGGUAUUUACCUGUUAAAACUGGAUAUUAUUCUAAUUUACGUUAUUAUAAUGGACUUUUCUUCCCAACUCGUGAAGAUAACUUCAACUUCUACAUGCCAUACAAUUAUUAUGAUAUCAUGAAAGUUCAAGACAUCGAACGCCGUAUUCGUGAUGCCAUCGAUUACGGUUACAUCUACCUUCCAAGUGGAGAAAAGAUUGAUCUUAGCAAACCAGAAUCCAUUGAAUAUCUUGGAAAUAUUAUGCAAGGAAAUCCAGAUUUUGAACAUUGGGAAUUCCAUCGUUAUUUGACAGUUUUCGCUAGAUUGAUUCUUGGUAGCACAUGGGAGGGUAAACAUAAUGUUAAAUAUGUACCAAGCGUAUUAGAACAAUUCGAAACAUCUAUGCGUGAUCCUCUCUUCUAUAUGUUGUACAAACGUUUAAUCAAUUACUAUUGGCAAUUCAAAGAUCAUCUUCCAUAUUAUACACGUGAAGAACUUUACUAUGAAGGUGUUAAAAUUGAAUCAGUUGAAAUCGAUAAACUUGUUACAUACUUCGACAAAUUCGAUUCAGAUAUCUCAAGCGUUGCUAAAUUUGGUUAUACUACCGGUGAAGACAUUACACAUGAUGACUUCGUAAUUUAUGCUCGCCAAUGGCGUUUGAAUCAUCUUCCAUUCACAGUUAAAAUGAACGUUGAUUCCAAAGUAAGUGGUAAAGCUGUUGUACGCAUGUAUUUAGGACCAAAAUACAAUGAAAUGGGACACACUUUUGAUAUGGAUGAAAUGCGCGAAAACUUCUGGUUUAUGGAAAGCUUUACUUAUGAUUUGGUUCCUGGAAAGAACAGUAUUGUUCGUCAUUCACAAGAUUUCACUUAUUUCGUUAAAGACCGUACCACAUCAUAUGAAUUGUAUCAAUGGGUUAUGAGAGCUUACGAUGGUAAAGAUAAAUUCCCAUUAGAUAUGACUGAAGCACACUGCGGUUUCCCACAACGUUUAAUGUUACCUAAAGGUUGGAAGAGUGGUAUGCCAGUACAGUUCUAUUUCAUCAUCUCACCAUAUCAUGCUCCAGAACAUGAACAAUACUCAACAUUCGACGAAUAUAUUACAUGUGGUGUUGGAUCAGGAUCAAGAUACCUUGAUACCCUUCCAUUAGGAUAUCCAUUCGAUCGUCCAAUUGAAGAAACCGAAUGGUAUACACCUAACAUGUACUAUUAUGAUACUUUCAUCUUCCACAAAAAAGAAGUUGACCCAGAAUAUUAUAAUUAUUACAAAAGCCUUUAAUUUAAAUUUUAAUUAACUAUCAAAUAAAAUUGGCUGUAAUGUUGCAAUUUCAAAUAAAUUGCACUGAUCAAUAAUAUCGAUCAUA
Condylostylus longicornis is the source of this 2194-nucleotide messenger RNA. RefSeq names its product hexamerin-1.1-like. Bases 1 to 2109 code for a protein of 702 amino acids. The transcript has a single exon. NCBI's taxonomy places the organism in Eukaryota, Metazoa, Arthropoda, Insecta, Diptera, Dolichopodidae. The record is from RefSeq and is a predicted model, not a curated record.